GGAGGGAGAGAUUUAGGGUCCAAUUUCUUUUCGAAGAACAUUUCUUUUCAUAAUUCUUUUUGUGGUUCUCUCUCAUUUGUCCUCUCCACUCUCUGACACACUGCUCUCUACAUGGCGUAAACCCUUGAUGCCUGAUAGUGCAAGCAAAGCAAAGGAAGCACCCCCACCUUCUUCUUCUUCUUCUUUUUUAAUGCCCUUCACUAAAACACACUGUCUUCCUCUUUGUCAGUAAAAAAAACUGCUUUUCUCUCUCUCCUCUCUCUUCUUUGUGGCCCUCAACACUUCUAUAAGCUCCUUGUUUAGUGCUUGCUUCCCCAGCAAAACCCACCUCCUCUCAAACUCUCUCCCAUCUCUCUUCUCUCUCUUAUCUCUUCUCCUUCACCGCCCAUUUGUUACACUCUUUUUUCUCUUCAAAUCCUCCCCCCUCUUAGCCAAAACCUUCUUGUUUUCUCUUACAACCAUUGCGGAAAGUGUUUAAGCUCGGUGUCAUCAAAUUAGACGAGUUCAUUGUUGAUGGGUCUAGUGUUUGAGGGUUGACUCUCUCUUCCCCUCCCCCCCGAUCUCUCUGACUCUCUUUCAAGAAAUGGAAAUGUCUGGAGAGACAAAGUGGUUCUUUUGAUCAUACAUCUUGGUAUUGACAGCUCCUGAGUCUACACCGCUACUGAGUCUCCUGCUUCUUUCCUUUUCUUCUAAGUUGACCGUUGAAGUAAGAAUUAAGAUGGGUGUUCAUGAAGGUCUAGGUAGUUGCUGAAACUUUUUUUGCUUUAAUUGAGUUUUUUUUAUCAAAAGAUUGACCACCCUUGUCUGUCUUCAUCAUAUAGCAACUCGAUCUCUUUCUUUCUGCUACUCGAUCACCUUAAGCUAGCAAAGUCCAAAGCUCCUGUGAUUCCUAAGAUUAGGUCUUUUGUUUUUGCUUUUGUCUCCUUUUAGUUUUCGAGGGUGUAGAAGAGUUUCUAAGAUCGAUAAAUAUGGUGUCAAGCGUUCAAAGCUAGGUUCUAUAGUCUCCAAGUGUGUUGUGUUGCUUCAAGAAAAGUAGACCAUUGCCAUUAUUAAAAAGGAAAAGGCCUGGGAUUUUAAGAAAACAGCCCACUUUUUUAAUUCUAAUCAUUAAGCCUCUUAAUUGUGCUUCCUGUCUGGUUCUUUCUCUUUUGGUCUCCAAACAAACAAACAAGAAACAAGUAAAAUAUUUGUCCAAAAAGUGGAGAGGAAGGAAAUGGAACUUUCAAGUCAUGAGGCGGGGAUCCCCAUCCCACUGAACAGUACAUUUGGGGGGGCUCAUGGGCAUGGACAUGGCCACUUGAUCCAUCAUGAUCAUCCUGCAGUGCCCCACAACCACAACAAUAUCAUCUCUUCCACAGCACCACAAAUCCCCAGCUCCAACAAUGGCACUUCCAUAACAACAGCAAGUAUAGACGACAAUCAUGUGCCUUACAAGAAAAUGGUUAGGUACAGGGAAUGCCUCAAGAACCAUGCAGCUUCCAUGGGAGGGAAUGCCACUGAUGGGUGUGGUGAGUUCAUGCCCAGUGGUGAAGAGGGUAGCAUAGAAGCUCUCACUUGCUCAGCCUGCAAUUGUCACAGAAACUUCCACAGGAAAGAAAUUGAAGGUGAACACACCUCAUGUACCGGAGAUCAUUGCUACCAUAACAGCCCAGUACAUUUCAACAGGCUUGGAAGGAAAGUUAUUUUAGGUCACCACAAGAGCAUUCUAGCCCCUGAGGCUUUAGGCUACCCUACAGCUACUGGUACUCUUAUACCCUCAAGAGCAUCAGCACCCCACCACCAGAUGAUAAUGUCCUACAACAUGGGGUCUCUUCCUUCAGAAUCUGAUGAGCAGGAAGAUGGAGGUGGGGUACUGAUGGCCAGGCCUGCACAGCUGAUGAAGAAAAGGUUUAGGACAAAGUUCUCACAGGAACAGAAGGAGAAAAUGCUCAACUUUGCAGAGAAAGUUGGGUGGAAGCUACAAAAGCAAGAAGAAACAGUAGUGCAGCAGUUCUGCCAGGAGAUUGGUGUCAAGAGAAGAGUACUCAAGGUUUGGAUGCACAACAACAAGCACAGUCUUGCUAAAAAGAACCCUUCCACCACCACAACCACUUCAAACAGUUAAGAAGAUUAAUUAACCCAGCACAUUAUCAUCUCUCUAUCUCUCUCUUAAGUAGCCAGAUUUGGUUUAACCCUACUUGUCAGUGAAAAGUAAUUACUCUACUACUACUUUUUUACACUAUCUUUUUUUUCUUUUUUUCUUUCGGACCUGUUUCUAGUAUUUAGGAAAAUUGGGGUUUAAUUAAUCAUUGGAGAUUUCAGUCUUCGGGUGGUGUUUUUGUCCAUUAAUCCAUUUUUAGUACAUAGAAGUGGAUUGAUUAUGCGCGCAA
Populus trichocarpa (black cottonwood) is the source of this 2369-nucleotide messenger RNA. RefSeq names its product zinc-finger homeodomain protein 4. The transcript is spliced from 2 exons. Gene Ontology annotation, molecular function: DNA-binding transcription factor activity; transcription cis-regulatory region binding. The record is from RefSeq and is a predicted model, not a curated record. Bases 1214 to 2104 code for a protein of 296 amino acids. Gene Ontology annotation, cellular component: nucleus. Lineage: Eukaryota; Viridiplantae; Streptophyta; Magnoliopsida; Malpighiales; Salicaceae. Gene Ontology annotation, biological process: regulation of developmental process; regulation of DNA-templated transcription.